This is a messenger RNA of Astyanax mexicanus (Mexican tetra), 3012 nucleotides long. RefSeq names its product endoribonuclease ZC3H12A-like. The transcript has 6 exons. Gene Ontology annotation, cellular component: nucleus; cytoplasmic ribonucleoprotein granule. Gene Ontology annotation, biological process: 3'-UTR-mediated mRNA destabilization; nuclear-transcribed mRNA catabolic process, RNase MRP-dependent. Gene Ontology annotation, molecular function: RNA endonuclease activity; mRNA binding; metal ion binding. Bases 158 to 2239 code for a protein of 693 amino acids. The record is from RefSeq and is a predicted model, not a curated record. Lineage: Eukaryota; Metazoa; Chordata; Actinopteri; Characiformes; Acestrorhamphidae.
GGAGGAAAACCUGAGGCAGAGGGUGUUAAAUAAGAGCUGGAAAGUCCAGCUUUACGAAAGUCGGACGCGUUUAGAGAGAGAUUAGAGGACAGAAACUCAGUCUGAUCAUGGAGAGAAACUCGGACUGGGUUUAGCUGAAGGUGAGUGUGCACAGUAAAUGAGAAGGCCUUCAUUUGGGGAGAUGAGUACAAGCAUCGGCCCGGUCCCUGUCCUGCCCUCUGCUUUAGAUUCGUACGCCUGGCCCGAUUCUCGUAGUGCUUCCUGGAUCUCCUCCGUCAGCAGACACUCGCCCGUAUGGGGAGCUUUUCCCUCUCUGUCCGACCCGUCAGUUUCCUGUAGCGGCAGAAUGGAGGAGCGGACCCAGGAGGAGCCGGCGGAUCAGGGCGGAUCAGAGUUCCAGACCCAGCUGGAUCAUUUCCGUAAGCUGGGCUUCUCCCAGUCUCAGGUCCGAGCCGCCCUGCUGAAGGUGGGACUGAACACGGACACUAACAGGGUUCUGGCUGAGCUGAUCCAGGCCGGGGGGGAGGCUGAGGACCGGGAGAAGAGCCCGAGUCCCGGAGCUCCGGCGCUGGUGUCUCGUGGAGAGAUCAGCAGGAAGUCCUUCAGCAGCAUUUCUUCACCCACAGAGCAGGAGGAUCCACCCGCCGAGGAGGAGGACGACGCCCUCAGACCUGUAGUGAUUGAUGGCAGCAACGUAGCUAUGAGCCAUGGCAACAAGGAAGUGUUCUCCUGCCUGGGAAUCCAGCUGGCGGUGAGGUACUUCCUGGAGCGAGGUCAUUCAGACGUUACUGUGUUUGUGCCGUCGUGGAGGCGGGAACAGCCCCGGCCGGACGUACCAAUCAGAGAUCAGCAUAUUCUGCGGGAGCUGGAGAAGAGGAAGAUCCUGGUGUUUACUCCAUCACGACGGGUAGCUGGAAAGAGAGUGGUCUGCUAUGACGAUCGCUUCAUCGUCAAGCUAGCGUACGAGUCCGACGGCAUCAUCGUGUCCAACGAUACCUACCGUGACCUGCAGGGGGAGAAACCGGAGUGGAAGCGCUUCAUCGAGGAGAGACUCCUCAUGUACUCCUUUGUUAACGACAAAUUUAUGCCCCCGGAUGAUCCCCUCGGAAGACAUGGACCUAAUCUUGACAACUUUCUUCGCAGAACUCCUCGAGCUCCUAAAAGGCUUCCCUGCCCUUAUGGUAAGAAAUGCACCUACGGCUUCAAGUGCAAGUUCAGCCACCCUGAACGAGCCAAGCAGUCCCAUCGUUCCUUGGCGGAUGAACUGCGAGAGAAGGCCAAGAUGACCCCCUCUCCACACAGAACACAAUCAUCUAGCCAUGGUGCUUCUCUGGAGGAGGUGAUGGAGCAGAAGCUCUCCUUGGAUCUGAAGGGACCUGUUAAGAAAACUCAUUUAAGCGAGAACGUGCCAGUUUUGAAGACUGGACCACAGUCCACUCAGAGGAAGUUCCCUUCAAAGCGUGAACGCUCUGGUCACUACUCCUCGACAAGCUUGGACUCUGUCCAUGCUACUUCUCAGGAGCUCCUGGACUCUGGACUGGGCUCGUAUGAGUACCAGAGCUCUGAGCAUCAUGGCAGCCAAUGCGAUCAAACAUUCAGAGGAGAAAUUCACAGGAAUUCAUCAGGAAAGCAUCACCAACAUGGCAGUCGGCACCGGACCCCACCGCCCAGCAUCCAACCGUGCAGCUGCUGCUCCUUCCAGUCCAUGAGUUCUGGCACAAGCUACCACCACAACCACCACCACCACCACCACAGUAUGGACUUAGCUGGACCUCACAACUCACAACAAGGUGUUGUGCCCUACUUUCAGCCUCAAUAUAACUCUUAUGGAGGAGCACCUUCAUACCUACCAGUGAACAUGCCCCAAUAUAGCCUUCCCCAGGAUUACCACCAUCACCACCACCACCACAGCAGGAUGCCUCCUCCUCAUCCUCCUCAUCCUUCUCAUCCACAACAUGGCUACUGGUCUGAGCCCUAUGGUGGCUACAACCAUUCCCCUCCUAGCCCCAUGCCGGGUGAGAUUGCUCCAUGGGGUCCAGGGAAACCCAGCCCGGCCAAAGCCAGCCCUGGGAAACCCAACUCUCAAAUGCUGGAGAGAGAGCAGGUUCGUAAGAAGCUUCUGGCAGUUUUUAACACCCAUCUCGUGGACAGAGCCAUGGAUUUGUUCCCCAACGUUAUGGAUCCUCAAAAACUAGCUGUGGAGAUACUCAAUCUGCAGUCCUACGAAGGGGUUUUAUGAGGUUUAUCGACCGCCUUUCGGACUCAUCAAUGCUCCAGGGCCACAGACAAGCUUUCAUGCUUGGUAUUUAUGAGUUACAUUUUUUUAUGAUAGUGCUGGAAGUGUUGAACUUUAUUGUGUGAGACAGUUGGGAUAGGUAUUAUUUUAUUUUAUUUUAUUUUAUUUUAUUGCAUUGCAUGGUUUCGUCUUUUGUCUGUGUCAUCAGAAUUAAAAUAGAACUCUGGUGUGAAAUGGACUUUUGCUGUAGUAAAACAUGAUAAAAAGUACUCUGGUUCUGAGAUGGAGCUACUUUGAGGCAGGAUAGUUGUGUAAAAAGCUAUUUAUCAGGGCAAAUUAUGCCCCGUGUCACCCAGUGUGAAGGGUCUGAAGGGUGUUUGGACAUAUUGUUAAAAUUUCUGGAUCUCUGAACGCUGUGGGAGAGCCGAGGUGUGCUAUUCAUCAAAGGUAAGUACUUUUUAUUAUGUUUUACUAAAACAAAAGUCCAUUUUACACCGGAGUUCUCCUUUAACUGUAUUUUCUGGUAGUGUAUUUGCUUCUGUUCACACAGGACCCCUUCCUGGUAAUCCUGAUAAUGUAUGAGACUGUCCAAAUUGUACAUUACACUAAUUCAAAUAGUCUAAUAGCCAGAUUUACAUAACAUAAAUUUGAUGUGAAAUCUAGUUUACACAUUAAGUAAACCUUUAUUCUAAUUCAUGAGAAUUAGAAAAUGUAUUUAGUUGGACCAAGUGAUAUAGUUUCAAAGUAUUUUUUGGGUUAUAACUUAAAACUAUAAA